Bursaphelenchus xylophilus (pine wood nematode) is the source of this 1181-nucleotide messenger RNA. NCBI's taxonomy places the organism in Eukaryota, Metazoa, Nematoda, Chromadorea, Rhabditida, Aphelenchoididae. The record is from the annotation of a GenBank genome assembly.
AUGACUAAAGAUGAGUGGAGUGGUUACUGUAUGGCGAAUCGAGGUGUUUGCGCGGAGAGGUUUGUCAAAAUGAACGAAGCUUUCGUCCGUAAAAUUGUUGUAAGUAGAGUGCUGUAAGUCGUUUUGACGCACUACGGUAAAAUAGACUACUGAACGGUGUUCUUUAUUCUACCACACUAAUAAUUCAGGUAAUUUAGAUUGCCAAAGACUAUAAAAUGAUGAAUUGCAUUAUGCCCAAGUGCAUGAGUACAAUUACUACGAUGAUUUAUGCGUAUUUAACGGAUCCAGCGGCUUACAAACGGUUUGAUUGGAAUAACAGCCGCGGAAUAAGGUAAAAUACGGUCCCAAGGAGACCCAUGCUCUUUCUAUUUUCCAGUGCAACGCACCAUGUCAACGAUUUUGACAGUUUAUACACUUUUCAACACAAUUUAAGAGUGACCAACGAAGAUCUCAAGGGGUGGAGUAUGAAUGUGGCUAUAAGAGAUCCGCUGGAUCGAUUUACCAGUGCUUGGGUUAACAAGUGCAUAGAGUAGGUCAUGAGUGACUCAGUAGUCGUAUAUGUUUAUAGAGAACGGACCGAAUUGGAGAGAGAUAGUAUACUUUAUGGAGGAGGAGAGCUCUGUUAUGGGUGUGGAGAAGACUUGGAAUGCUUCCUUAAAGAACAAUAUAAACGAGCAAUGCUAUAUACAAAAGGAGGAAUGACUCUGUUGUCGUAUGAAGAUCAACACACAUUUCCUCAGAAUUGGUAAGCAGAGUACUGUAAAAACAUUAUGGAAAAACAUUAUUUUUACAGUAAUGAAACAUGGCUAAUAUCUCAUAAAUUUCUACCUCCUCGUCAUUUCAGGUUCUGCGAUUUUGAACACCACCUCAGCGACUACAAUGUAAUCAAGCACACAUCAAACCGAAAAGGAAAGGAGGCCUUUCAUAAGUGGUUUAGGAUAAUGUUGACGGCCAGAAAAGUCCCUCAAGAGAAGAUAGAUUUUAUCUACAAACACAUUCUAACUCCACUUAAUGCUAAGAAGACUAAACUCCGAGAUCGACGACAUGAGAUUGUUAAACAACGAGCUGAAGAUGCAAAAUCUCGGCUAUUACGAGACGAGACCCUAUACAAUAUUUUCAUGGCUAUGUUUAUCCAUGACUACAUCAUAUUCGACUACGAGAUUCCACAGAAAAUAUCUUAA